GGACGAGGGACGACGAGCAAACAAAAAGGGAAGAAUCUUGCCAAUUACUGCCGCUCUGAAAUAAGAAUGGACCAUGAAGGAGCGCAGCGUGAGCUGGUAGUAGACGAGCGGUCGUCCUCUCGGUUGGCGGCUGGACGGUCAUCGACGGGAUCCUGCAACGCUGAAUCGUUCACCCUGCGGGUGUUGGCCACGGCAGGUACGAAGUCGACAGGUGCGAUAAUCGGGGGUGACCCGGUUGUUGCCGCCGGGGCGGCGAUGCGACGAUGAGCUCGCUGAGGAUACCGCUAUCUCUCUACACCCGACCACAGCCCCGAGUAAUAAUAGGAAGGCGGCCGGGUCGGCUCGCGAGUCGUCGCAAGGUCGAGCACAGAGGAGCGGAAGCCGGUUCAAGGCCGAUAUUAGUCGUUUGGCCAUGGACCUCGAGGCGAGGAACGGGACCGGUGGUAACGAAGAGGAAUACACGAAUAUUUAUUUCAUGGUUGGGGAUCGCAGGGAGACGGCCACCUACAAAGCGGAUCAGGUCACGGACAUGGAGCUUAAGGAACUCUUUAGGAAUGCAGCAGAGGCUGGACCUCUGGACAUCGUGAAGCUUUGCAAAGGGGACAAACUGUUGAACAUUUCGACUAAUUUGCCGGCGAACACACCCGAUUCUCCCUAUGUCCUUCAGAUCGUCGGAGCUCAUCCGGCCUCGUCGGGGGUGAUCGAGGCGGAAGUGCUGUGGGCUCUCGAGAGACGUGUGGCGGCCUUGGAACGGCAACUUCGGGAGCAUCAAGAAGCUCUGUACGCAUCGCCUUCGUUCGCUCUUCGUGAACUGAAGCGGCAGGUCGACAGUUUCAAGAACAAGUUGGAGCACAACGACCAACUCAGUUGGCUGAGUUUCUACAAACAGCUUCCGGAGCCUCUCUACGCGGAUUCCUGCCGCAGAUUGCAGUAUCGACGGAAGAGCGACAGCAUGAAGCGGAAGGUGCGAGAAAAGUUCCUCAAUAUCUGCGACGUGUCGAUAUCGUCGAGCGUUCGGGAGUGGCUACGUUCACCCGCUUUCGACGCCCGGCAAUGGGAGGACGAAGAGCUUCUCCUUAUGCUGCAAACCAUGUUCGUCGAGCUGGACCUACCUCAAAAGUUUAACAUUCCUUUACCAAUCCUGAGGAACUUCCUCUACGAAGUUUACAACAACUAUAACGAAGUGCCGUUUCAUAACUUCAGGCACUGUUUCUGCGUGGCGCAAAUGAUGUACGCGAUAGCUUGGGCGGUGGAUCUACCGUCACGGAUCGGUGAUCUGGAGGUUUUUAUAUUAAUCGUCUCCUGCAUCUGCCACGACUUGGAUCAUCCGGGAUACAACAACAUUUAUCAAAUAAACGCCCGUACCGAGUUGGCGCUCCGUUACAACGACAUCUCGCCGCUCGAGAAUCACCAUUGCUCGGUGGCGUUCCGCGUCCUCGAGGCCCCCGAGUGCAACAUAUUGGCGUCGUUGGACAAUCCCACCUAUCGGGUGGUACGCGAAGGGAUCAUCAGAUGUAUCCUUGCCACGGACAUGGCCAGACACAACGAGAUUCUCGGCCAAUUCACCGACAUUAUCCCGGAAUUCGAUUAUUCGAGCAAGGCCCAUAUCAAUCUCUUAUCGAUGAUCCUGAUCAAAGUGGCGGACAUCAGCAACGAGGCACGGCCCAUGGAAGUGGCGGAACCUUGGUUGGACAGGUUGCUCCAGGAAUUCUUCAAGCAGAGCGACGCCGAGAAGCUGGAAGGAUUGCCGGUCACGCCGUUCAUGGACCGCGACAAAGUGACCAAACCCUCGUCCCAAGUGAGCUUCAUCGGCCUCGUCUUGCUCCCCCUUUUCGAGGCCCUGGGUGAACUGUUUCCGGAACUGCAGGGGCUGAUAGUGCAGCCGGUGAGGGAGGCGUUGGAGUAUUAUCGGAGAUUGAACGAGGCCGCGAAGGACGAGCGGCAUCAUCGGAAGAGCGUUGCGGACGUUGGGGAAUCGACGUGCGCGAACGGGGGGGGUUGGGGGGCGUCGAGCGUGGCGAAGUCGAGCUCGUCGCACAGCAUGCGGUCGAAACGGUCGGCGGGCACGAUUCGGUCGCGGUCGCGUUCCACCGACGAGGACGUGACGGAGAACUUGACCGGGGAAGACGCGGAGAAUCUGGAGAGCUCGGAUCCGGAAACGGCGACCGAGGUGGAGGUGAGCGAGAAAACGUUGAAGUUCAAGAUCUCGACGGAGGGGAGCCUGUCCGGGGCUGGAACAGGUAGGAAAAGCUACCCGGGUAGCCGGAAGGGUAGCCGUGAGAAAUCGUCACUGGAUUAUCAUAAUCACGACCUGGCCAGGGCUGUGAGGGAGCACGAGAGGAAACGGGGCGGUAAGGGAGAGAGCCUGGGCAGCGAUCUCAGCUCGCCCGCCAGCGCUUGGUCCGCGGAGGAGACGAGGAUCUUGGAGGAGUUGGAGAGGGCGGACGCGGAGAGCGUUGUCCGCGAGUCGGAGGGGAAAAGUUGGAGCGAGCGUAGAACGGCGACGACCACGGCGACCACGAUGAUCGAGGGUAACGGUAACGUGGUGGUGGUCGAGGGCCAGGAGCGGAGGAACAAGUUGAGGAAGGGGAGCGGUUCGGUGGAGAACGAUCGGGAGACAUCGAGGCCCGGAACUCGAGGCUCGAAGGAGGUUCGGAGGGAGUCGGUGGUCGGGUCGCGGUGUUGCUGCGAGGACAAAACCGGUUCCAACAAUCACAGAUCCAUCUUCUCGAGAUUGAGAAACUUCACGGAUCGAUUGAGCAUCAGCUUCGACUCGAAGGAUCCGCCCACGCCCAAGCCGACCAAACACAUCGCGACCACGAACAAAACGUUGAACAAGAGCAACUCGUUGACCGCGGCGAGCCCUCGCUCGUCGGCCGCUACCUCGUCCAGCCAGUGCAACAACUCCGUGACGGAGUUUUGCAAGCGGUGCAAUCUCGCCAAGAGCUCGUCGAAGGAGGGCAAAGGUGUGGCGAGCGUGGUGGAAUUAUCCUCGAUGGAGAAACGGGCGAUGACGUUGCCGAAGGUGAGAAACAAGGCCGACUACAAGAACAAAAGUUGGAGGACGGUGUUCGCCAAGGAGAAACGAUCGUCCGCCUCGUUGGAGGCUUUGCCCGCGGCCGUUUCGUCCGAUUCGUCGUUGUCGAAACAUCGGCGGAAUUCCUCGAAUCCGGAGGGCAAGUCGCACAGCCUGAAAACGGUCAAGGAUCAGAGGUGUUUGGGCAUGGAGUUCGCGGAGAUCGACGUGCCCACGAAGAAGCAGCAACAGCAUAAUCGUCACCACAAUCGCCACCAUCCGCACCACCACCACCACCACCACCACCACCAUCAUCAUCAUCACAAUCAACCGGAGAUAAUCGUGAAGGGGGUUGAGUACGGGUCUAGAGAGGUCGUGGAACGAGACGUGGAAAGUAAGGUAGAGAUCAGAAGAAGCUCGGCUAGUAUGGAGGAUAUAUCGAAGAUGGCGAAACAGGCUGAAAGCGCGAUGCUCGGUUCGUUGGAGCCAAAGAAGACGUCGGAGGAACGUCCUCACGCGGGUAGUUUGGACUCGAUGCUGUACAAGGAUUCGUCGAAAUCUCGAAAGAAGGCCGCGUGCUCCUCGCCCACGACCUCCUCGAAAAAAUCAUCCCCCGGCCUGUUGUCCCGGUUCAAGUCAGGCAUGAGCAUGGACAGCACGAGGAGCAACAGCAACAGCGACUCGUUGCACGAUCAAAGCUCCCAAUCCCCGAGCGGUUGGAUCUCCUCGUUGACGGCGAGCUUUCGACCGAAGAGGCAGGUGGCCUCGGAAGCGCCGCCCUUGUCGUCCUCCCAUCCUCCGCGUUCACCCAGCCGAGAGGAGAUCAAGUGAUACGGUCUACGAUUGGUCGAGGACUCUUCCGAGAAACAAUUGUCGGGCCUGCACAGGUGGCUGGCCGAGAAUAUCUUCUGCUGCAGCGGUUGAAACGCGUUUCGUUCGUGCCGUUUAUUCGAGCCAAGUAAUAAUCUGUAAUAAUAAUAAUAAUCGGGUGGAGAAUACGGGAGGAGCCAAAGAUCGUUGACUGAGAUUGAAAAGGAGAUUGAGCGGGGGAGGAGACGGAUGUGGUGAGCAUUGGACACAGAGAAGGGAAUAUAUGGAAAGGAAGGAAGCGUUCGCGUUUUGCCGAAAUAAUCGACUCGAGUCGGAUCCGCGUCUGUUGGCCGAAGAAACUCGAUUAUUAUCUCAACGAUCUCAAGCGUCGGACACUUAUCGAGGGCAAAGAGAGAUAUCCGACCAAGCUUCUCUCCCCAUCGAUUCUCGGCCAAGAAUUAGAAGGUAUCUCCUCUGUGCGACGAUCUUCUGCCCGCGUUCUGGAUCCGCGUUUAAAUUGAAACGCGCCUCGGUGUUGCGGACGAAGCAAGCAACAGUUCACCGAAUUUUUCGCGUGGAACUCGAGCGAUUAGAUAUCCGGUCAAACACCGGAUGGAGGUAGAGAGGAGAGAACAUUCGCACAAACAAUCUGACUGUAUUCCGUCGCGUCGCGUCACGGAUGAUUAUUGGAACGAUUAUUAGAAAUUGGAGAGAAAUGAAGAUGGACAGGUUCUCGAACGUUGUACGAGGAUCGAAGCGCGAUUUAAGGGGAAAAAUAAUAUAGUACGUCUUCGUAUAGUAAGUCGAUUAGCUGUUUCCAAAUGUAGCCAGAGAAUGUGUGAGUGUAAUUAACGUUCGUAUCGAAGCCAAACUGUCGAACAGCUGGCCAAUACCAAAUAUAUGUAUAUUGCUCCUAAUUAUCGAUCUCCGUUCCGAGAGCAGAGUUGUGUGAAAGAGCGGGAGAGAGCGAGAGGAGAGACUGUGAAGAGGAGUGAAAGAGAGGGAGAGAAAGGUAGAAAAGAAAAUAUUGCGUACGAUGAAAUAUAAUAAUUUGUCGAGAUCGAGCGGUUCGAACUGGCAUAGAGAUUGAAACGAAAAUAUGAAAUAUUGAAAAAAAGAAAAAAAGAAUCGAAGCGAGGAACGAAACGAAAAUGGACGGCCUGAAAGAAGAAGAAGAAGAAGAAAAAAAAGGCGCGUUAUAUAAACUAUUUUAUUUAUUGUCCAAUUAAAAAAAAAAAAAGAAUAGCCUAAUGAGUAAUCAUUAAUGUUGUUCGUUAUUAUA
Molecule: messenger RNA, 5108 nt
Organism: Apis florea (little honeybee)
Lineage: Eukaryota; Metazoa; Arthropoda; Insecta; Hymenoptera; Apidae
Gene: Pde9
Product: phosphodiesterase 9
Biological process (GO): signal transduction
Molecular function (GO): 3',5'-cyclic-nucleotide phosphodiesterase activity
Source: RefSeq, a predicted model, not a curated record